AUGGUUGUUAUAUCCGGAGAAGGACCAAAAAAUAAGAAGAUCGUCUUUGAUGAUGAAGGUGAUGUGGUGACGGAAGAAAAGCAGCAUAAGAAAAAGAAAAACAAGGAAGAAAACACAGCAAGCAUCAGUGGAGAUGAAGAAGAGAGUACCAAAAAACCUGUUAAGGUGAAAAAAGAGAAAGGAAGUGUUCCAAAGCACUCAAAAAAUAAAAAUGAGGAUAUUGAUGAUGCAGAGACUCCCAAGAAAUGGUAUGAGGUGUAUCCCCAAUACCCCUCCAGUGAGGAAAUCUUGGAUAUGAAAGACAGUGAACAAAUGGAGCUUCACAAUUUGUGUCGUACCUCAUACGAACAGGAGAAGUCAGCAUUUAUGAAAAAAAAUCCCUCGGAUGCCCGCUGGUUACAGACUGCCCUACACAAAGGUACAUCCAAAGAUCGUGCCAAUGCUGGUGCCUUGUUGGUAACAAGCAACCCACUGGCCAAUCUGGAAGCCCUUUCCACAUUGAUUGGUUUCACUAAAAUGUCCAAUAAAUCAUGUGUUGAAGUUAUAACAAUUAUAACAGACCUGUGGAAGGAGGUUCUAUUGCCGGCUUUUCGUAAACUAUAUUCCAUACAAAUGCGUGGUGCCGACUGGAAGGCUGUACGCAAGGAUAGCAAUUUAACAAAAGAACAGCAAAGGAAAAUCUAUGCAUAUUGGCAUUUUGAAAAUGAACUAAAGGAUUUGUAUUUUGAGUUUUUGAAAAAUUUACAACAAAGUCUACAAGGUGGUCAGGAAAAUAAUAAGACCACCUCAAUUGUGGCUGCAUCCCAAUUACUUAUGUAUGCUCCGGAAAAGGAGCAAAUGCUACUCACCAUGUUGAUUAAUAAAUUGGGUGACCCUUUGGCCAAGGUGGCCUCCAAGGCCUUGCAUCAUUUAACCGAUGUGGCACAUCGACAUCCCAACAUGUGUGGUGUUAUUGUAACUGAAGCUGAAAAGCUACUCUUCCGUAACAACAUUUCCGAGAGGGCACAACAUUUUGCUUUGUGCUUUUUGGCCAGUAUUGCACCAGCCGGUAGACCCGAAGUUUGUACAAAAUUGGUAAAUAUUUGUUUCGCCCUCUUCAAGGUGCUGGUACAAAAGGGCGCUGUGAAUAGCCGUACCAUGCAGGCCAUUUUACGAUGUCUACAAAAAGCCAUUGUUGAGGCUAAGCCGACAGAUGGCAAUAAGGAAUUGCUAAGCAAAGAUAUGCAGGAUACCAUUUAUCGUUUAGUUCACUUAGCCGAUAUACAUGUGUCGAUACAAACCUUGGGUUUGCUACUGCAAUUGGUCACGGUGAAAACCGAAAAAGGAGAUCGUUUCUAUAAUGCUCUCUAUAAAAAGUUAUUGGAUAUGAAUCUGACCACAAUUGGUAAUAAGACAGCAGCCCAACUCCUUCACAUUGUUCAUCGUGCUGUGUACAUAGAUUCACAUGUACCACGAGCCCAAGCUUUUAUUAAAAGGCUUCUUCAAUUGGCUUUAUACACUCCGUCAAAUGUGGCGGCAGGCUGUUUGAUUGUUAUACAAAAAUUACUCCAGACACGUAAGGAGCUGUCUCCAGAUUAUGUUAAGAGAAAUGGGACGGAAAAUGUAACGCCGUUUACAGGCAAAAUUUUACCCACCGAUGAGGAAUUAAAUAAAUUCGAUAGUGAUGGUGAGGAAAAAUAUGAAGAUGUGCCAGAAGACGCCAAGGAGGAGGGUGUGAAAGAAGAUUCAAAGGAGGCUAUCAAAACGGAGGAAAAGAAACCAUCAUCAUCAUCGUGGCAUCAUACCAAGGUUGCUGAAAAUAAAAAUACUGAAGGGAAAGUAAAGGAAUUGGCCCCCAGUAAAUAUGAUCCAUUCCAUCGUGUACCAGAUUUUGCUGGGGCCGAAUUUGCCAUGCAAAAUGAAUUGUUAUUGCUGCGCAGACAUAUUCAUCCCACAAUUGAAGUAUUUGCGGAGAGUGUUUUAAAUAAUAAACGCAUCGACUAUUAUGGUGAUCCAUUGAGAGAUUUCGGUUUGGCCCAUUUCCUAGAAAGAUUCUCCUUUAAGAAUCCCAAAAAAUUGGAAGAUAAAUCGGCCGCUGUUUCCCAGCAUCCCUUGGCCCACAAAUCAUACAAAUCCUAUGGAACACGUGGCAUGCCAGUGAAAUCCCUAACUAAGAACAAUUGUACCGAAGAGGAAAUGUUCAUAUUCAAUUAUUUGGAACACAAACGUAAACAAGCUGAGUUGGUGAAGAGCAAAACCGGAGAUGGUGAUGAUGAUGAAGAGGAGGAGAGUGGUCUACAGGCCCGUGAUGUUGAUGAUGACGAAUUUGAAGAUUAUUUGGAUGGAUUUUUCGGUAAAAAAUCGAAAAAGGCCAAGAAGGAAGAAGAAGGAGAGAUAAGUGAUCCGGAGGAGUUAGAUUUCCUCAAAGAUUUGGGUGUUGAACCGGGCAAAUCAUCUGAUGGUAAAUUGAAGAAACCCAAAAGUAAAAAGAAAGUCACAGAUGAAGAUGAUGUGGAGGAUAUUGAUGCAGAUUGGGGUGAUGAUGAUGAUGAAGACGAUGAAGGCGACGAUGAGGAGUUGGAUGGUGAUGUUGAAUUUGAGGGUAAUGAUGUUUCAGAUGAUGAAGAAGGUUCCAUAGAUUUCAAUGAGGAUGAUGAUGAUGAGGAUGACGACGACGAGGGUGAAGUUGAUCUCGAUGACGAUGAUUUGGAAGGCGAGGAAGAUCUUGAUGAGGAUGAAGAUGAUGCUUCAAUGUCCGAGGAUAUGUCAGGCAGUGACGAAGAUGAUGAUGAUAUGCUACCACCCAAGGCCAAGAAAUCUAAGAAGGAUGCCGCCGCUUCAUUGAAUGAACGCUCAUUUGCCAAGAAAUUGAAACACAGUACUGACAUGAGUUCAUUGUUUGCCGCCGCCGAUGAUUUUGCCGAACUUUUAGAAGAAACUGGUAAAGUUAAGGGCCAGGGAACCUCAAACGCCGUCUUCAACAAAGAUAAAUCAUCACAGAAACAGCUGCAGUGGGAGGAAAAACGCCGAUCAAAUACCAAAAACUAUUCAAAUAAAUCGAAACAGCAGAAGAAGGCCGGCAAAGGCGCUCAUUAUAAUGAUGUGGGUGAUCCCUUGGAAAAGGUGGCCUACAAGGGAUCUAACCGUUGUGGCACAUCGGCAUCCAAAUAUGUGUGUGGAUUAAAAUUAACAGGAUAA
Molecule: messenger RNA, 3177 nt
Organism: Musca vetustissima
Lineage: Eukaryota; Metazoa; Arthropoda; Insecta; Diptera; Muscidae
Gene: Noc1
Exons: 7
Coding region: 1-3177 (1058 amino acids)
Cellular component (GO): nucleus
Source: RefSeq, a predicted model, not a curated record